AUGGCCUUGAUCCAAGAAGUAUUGCAGCGACUACAAGCUGCUGGUUUAAAAAUCAAUCGCUUGAAAUGCGAGUGGUGUGUCCAAGAAACUGAUUUCUUGGGCCAUUGGUUGACUCCUGAAGGCGUCAAACCGUGGAAGAAAAAGAUUGAUGCCAUCCUCAAGAUGUCAGCAGAAUUGUGUUACCUUUUACCGCCACAUUCGAACAUGUGGCCGCGUCGAUCUCAUCUUCUCAAACCCCUAACAGAGCUCACAGGCAAAGGAAUGUUUGAAUGGACUGAUGAAUGUGCAAAAGCUUUCGCUGAGAUGAAAGCUCUCAUGGCUAGCGAUAUAAUGAUGCGCUACCCCAAUCCAAACAAACCCUUUGAAAUCUAUACUGAUGCGUCUGACUACCAGAUGGGCGCUGUCAUCAUGCAAGAAGGUAAACCCGUCGCCUACUGGAGUUGUAAGCUCAAUGCUGCGCAACGCAAUUACUUGGUAAUGGAAAAAGAAAUGUUGGCUGUUGUACAUUGUUUGAAAGAAUUUCGGUCUAUGAUAUAUGGUGCCAAGUUAACUAUUUUUACUGAUCAUAAAAUUCUCACCAUGCGAACGUUGAACACACAACGAGUUCUUCGUUGGCGUAUGUUUGUUGAAGAAUUUGGUCCCAAUUUCGUCUAUUUGCCUGGAAAAGAUAAUGCAAUUGCCGACUGCUUCUCUCGGCUUCCGCGAAUGGAGAAGCCGUCUGAAGGGAAGAGUCCAAAUAAGGGUAAAUUGAUUGCGUUUGAUAAAUUACAGGUUUCGGUUGAUCCCGAAGACAAAAUCUACACGUUUGAAGAUAAUGUUCUCGUAAAAGAAAAUGAUUUGAUUACGCCACCAACAGAAGCCAAGUUCAACAGUACCUUCCGAUGUCAGUUCUCCUGUUGCCAAGAUGGAGAUAUUCAUGAACACCUGACCAUUGACGACAUUGAAAUAGAAGAGUCCUUUUUGAAUCAUCCUCCUCUACAAACGAUGCCAAACCCAAUCACAAUGCCAAACAUUCAACAACAUCAAACUCAAGAUCAACUGCUCAUGCAACAAGCUCAACGCGAUGCACAGCACUACCAGAUCAUGACAAUUGACGAGCGUCUCAUCAUCACCUAUCAAAUCGAUCCUGCAUGUCAAGACGAUUGGAGAAUUUACUUACCUUUGAGUUUGGUUGAUGAUGUGAUCACCUGGUAUCACCUUGUGCUUGGACACAGAGGAAAAACGUCAAUGUAUGCUGCGAUUGCAAAGCGAUUCUAUUCUCCUGGAUUGAAGCAACGAAUUGAACGAUUCAAUUGUGAAAUUUGCCAACUCAAUAAAGCGGCGAAUGUUCAAUACGGACAGUUACCUGAACGACACGCGGAUUUGGUUCCAUGGUUCUCCGUUGCAGUCGAUUUGAUUGGUCCAUGGAAAAUUGACGUCAAUGGUAGAGAACUUGAAUUCAACGCGUUGACUUGUAUUGAUCCCGUGACAAAUCUCACUGAACUUGCUUUUAUCAAGAAUAAAACUGCAACACACAUAGCAAGCGUGUUUGAAAUGCUGUGGUUGUCACGAUAUCCGAGACCAUACAAAUGUAUUCACGAUCAAGGAGGCAAAUUCAUUGGCGAAGCCUUCCAAGCGAAACUCGCUACUUGGGGAAUCCAUGAUGGCGGAACCACUAGCAAGAAUGCGACCGCAAAUGCGAUCUUUGAAAGAAUGCAUUUGACAGUGGCAAACAUUUUGCGCACCAGAUACAAUGAUGCCGCUCCAAACUUUUAA
Molecule: messenger RNA, 1755 nt
Organism: Cylindrotheca closterium
Lineage: Eukaryota; Bacillariophyta; Bacillariophyceae; Bacillariales; Bacillariaceae
Source: the annotation of a GenBank genome assembly